Rhea pennata is the source of this 8434-nucleotide messenger RNA. It is a transcript of the gene MYO18A, whose product is annotated as myosin XVIIIA. The record is from RefSeq and is a predicted model, not a curated record. Gene Ontology annotation, biological process: actomyosin structure organization. Gene Ontology annotation, cellular component: cytoplasm; myosin filament; myosin II complex. The transcript is spliced from 47 exons. NCBI's taxonomy places the organism in Eukaryota, Metazoa, Chordata, Aves, Rheiformes, Rheidae. Bases 169 to 8337 code for a protein of 2722 amino acids. Gene Ontology annotation, molecular function: ATP binding; cytoskeletal motor activity; actin filament binding.
CCGCCGCCCCGGGGCUGGGGAGCGCAGUGGGGCUGUGAGUUGGGUCUGUCCCGCUGUCUGAUCACGUCCUUCUCCGUGUGUCCUUCUGCAGGCAGGCGGCCGCCCCUGAGCCGCCCUCGCCGGCGCGCUGCCCGCCGGAGCCAGCGCUCUGCCAGCUCCACUUCCACCAUGUUCCACCUGAUGAAGAAGGACAAAGAGAAGGAUGGAGCCAGGAAGGAGAAGAAGGAAAAGAAGGAGAAGAAGGAGCGGAUGUCGGCGGCUGAGCUCAAGAGCCUGGAGGAGAUGAGCAUGCGCCGGGGUUUCUUCAACCUCAACCGGGCCUCCAAGCGGGAGUCCAAGACCCGCCUGGAGAUCUCCAACCCCAUCCCCAUCAAGGUGGCCAGCGGCUCCGACCUGCACCUCACGGACAUCGACUCAGACAGCAACCGUGGCAGUGUCAUCCUGGACUCGGGGCACCUGAGCACAGCCAGCUCCAGUGACGACCUCAAGGUGGACGACGGCAACUUCAAGGGCUCGGUGCUGCAGCGGGCGGCCAAGUUCGGCUCGUUGGCCAAGCAGAACUCGCAGAUGAUCGUCAAGCGCUUCUCCUUCUCGCAGAAGAGCCGGGACGAGAGCGCCUCGGAGACGUCUACGCCCUCCGAGCACUCGGCAGCGCCCUCUCCGCAGGUGGAGGUGCGUGCGCUGGAGACACAGCUGGCCAAGCACGGGGCCUCCCUGGACCCUCCCCGGACCCCGUCGGCCGCCUUGCUGCGAGCCCGGGUGCCGGAGCUCGUCGGCAAGCGGUUCCCCGCGGACCUGCGGCUGCCCGCCGUGGUGCCUCCGCAGCCCCCCGUCCCCCGGCAGCUGGAGCUGCAGCGGCGCAACACCGGCGAUUUCGGCUUCUCCCUGCGCCGCACCACCAUGCUGGACCGGGGUCCCGACGGGCAGGUGUACCGGCGCGUGGUGCACUUCGCCGAGCCCGGCGCUGGCAGCAAAGACUUGGCGCUGGGACUGGUGCCGGGCGACCGGCUGGUGGAGAUCAACGGGCGAAACGUGGAGAGCAAGUCGCGGGACGAGAUCGUGGAGAUGAUCCGGCAGUCGGGGGAGACAGUGCAGCUGAAGGUGCAGCCCAUCCUGGAGCUGAGCGAGCUGAGCCGCUGCUGGCUGCGGGGCGGCGAGGGCACGCGCCGCGCGCCCUGGGAUGUUAAGGACGAGGACAAAUCCUUAGCCGUGAAAAGACCCGGGAAGGAGGAUGGGGCUUCAGGGAGUCCAACCGCGGCGAAAGAGGCGGCGCAAGCGCCCCGAAGCCCCGAGGCGCCGAAGAGCCCGGAGCCGCCUCCGGGGAGAGGGAAGAGCCCGGAGCCGGUGCUGAACGGCGAGAGCCCGGCGCCAGCCCCGGCGCGGGCCCAGGCCCUGAACGGCCCGGAGAGCCCCGCGGCGGGCGCCGAGGCGCCGGCGGAGGACGGCCAGGGCCUGUCCCGCCGCCGGGUGGUCCGGGUGGUCCGCAAGGUGGUCCGCAGAGUCCUGCCGGGGGAGGACGCCGGCGGUGCCAAGGAGCCGGCGAGAGACGCCAAGUCUCCCGAGCCGGCGGCGCCCCCCAAAAAGGAGGAGAAGGUCCCGCCCGGCGUCGCGGCCCCGGCGGCCCCCGGCAAGCCGGAGCCCAAGGACGAGAUCUCGGCGGGGCUCAAAACCCUCAUGGCAAAGGGCAAAACCAAAGAGCACCGGCCGCGGCGCCGGCCGGGCGACAGGAGGGAGGAGAAGUCCCCCGAGCCGGCCGGGGGCAAAGGGGCCGAGAAGCCGGGCUCCCCGCCUGCCGCGGGCAAAGCGCCGCCGGGCGCCAGAGCCGCGCCGGAGCCCGCGGUGCAGCCGUCCGCGGGCAGAGCGGAGCCGGCAAAGCCGCCCGCUCCGAAACCCACCGCCCUGGAGAGGCACAAGAAGAAGCAGCAGCAACCCGCCGAGAAGCGAGCGACCCCGGCGAAGGCGGCGCCGGGAGCGCCCCAGCAGGCUGCAGCCAGCGCCGGUUGCCGGCUGAGCCCGUCGGAGGAGGCGCAGCGCAGGCUGGAGAGGAUCUUCACAGCUUCUCUGGACCCGGCGGCCUCGGCGUCGGCACCCGGCCAGGGUCAGGCUCAGGCGGACGAUGCCCCGGCAGCCCCGCUGCGCCCGAUCCCCGCUGCAGCUCAGGCCAAGACGGAGGAGCAGAUCGCGGCCGAGGAGGCCUGGUACGAGACCGACAAGGUGUGGCUGGUGCACAAGGACGGCUUCUCCUUGGCGAGCCAGCUCCGCACGGACGAGGCCAGCCUGCUGCCCGAGGGCAAGGUGAAGGUGAAGCUGGACCACGACGGGGCCGUCCUGGAGGUGGACGAGGACGACGUGGAGAAGGCCAACCCCCCAUCCUGCGACCGCGCCGAGGACCUCGCCAGCCUCGUCUACCUCAACGAGUCCAGCGUGCUGCACACGCUGCGGCAGCGCUACGGCGGCAACCUCGUGCACACCUACGCGGGGCCCACCAUGGUCGUCGUGAACCCGCUGAGCUCCCCGUCCAUGUACUCCGAGAAGGUCAUGCACAUGUUCAAAGGGUGCCGCCGGGAGGACGUGUCGCCGCACAUCUACGCCGUGGCGCAGGCCGCCUACCGCAGCAUGCUCAUGAGCCGCCAGGACCAGGCCGUGGUGCUGCUGGGGAGCAGCGGCAGCGGCAAGACCACCAACUGCCAGCACCUCGUGCAGUACCUGGCCACCAUCGCCGGCAGCACGGGCAAGGUCUUCUCGGCGGAGAAGUGGCAGGCGCUCUACACCGUCCUGGAGGCUUUUGGCAAUAGCAGCACCAGCAUGAACGGCAACGCCACGCGCUUCUCCCAGAUCAUCUCCCUGGACUUCGACCAGGCCGGGCAGGUGGCGUCUGCCUCGGUGCAGACGCUGCUGCUCGAGAAACUCCGCGUCGCCCGGCGCCCGGCCAACGAAGCCACCUUCAACGUCUUCUACUACCUGCUGGCCUGCUCUGAUAAUGCCCUGCGGACUGAGCUUCACUUCAACCACCUGGCGGAUAACAACGUCUUCGGCAUCGUGCCGCUUUCCAAGCCAGAGGAAAAGCAGAAAGCGACACAGCAAUUCAACAAGCUCCAGGCCGCCAUGAAGGUGAUGGGCAUCUCUGGCGACGAGCAGAAGGCCUUCUGGCUUGUCCUGGGGGCUAUUUACCACCUCGGGGCUGCCGGAGCCACCAAAGCCGGGAGGAAGCAGUUUGCGCGGCACGAGUGGGCUCAGAAAGCCGCCUACCUGCUGGGCUGCAGCCUGGAGGAGCUCUCCUCCUCCGUCUUCAAGCACCAGCCCAAGGGCAGCCUGCAGAGGUCCACCUCCUUCCGCCAGGGCCCCGAGGACGCGGGCCUGGGCGACGGCACAGGUCCCAAGCUUUCGGCGCUGGAGUGCCUGGAGGGCAUGGCCGCGGGCUUGUACUCGGAGCUCUUCACCCUGCUCAUCUCGCUGCUCAACAGGGCCCUCAAGUCGAGCCAGCACUCGCUGUGCUCGGUGACGGUGGUGGACACCCCCGGCGCCCAGAACCCGGCGCUGGCGGGGCAGAGCCGCGGGGCCACCUUCGAGGAGCUGUGCCACAACUACGCCCAGGAGCGCCUGCAGCUGCUCUUCCACCAGCGCACCUUCGCCCAGGAGCUCGAGCGCUACAAGGAGGAAAACAUAGAGCUUGCACUGGCUGACACAGAGCCCACUACCCUGGGCUCUGUAGCCACUGUAGACCAGCCCUCCCACCAGGCACUGGUCCGGUCGCUGGCCCGCACGGACGAGGCCCGCGGGCUGCUGUGGCUGCUGGAGGAGGAGGCGCUGCAGCCCGGCGGCACCGAGGACACCUUGCUGGAGCGGCUCUUCUCCUACUACGGCCCCCAGGAGGGCGGCAAGACAGGGCACGACCCGCUGCUCCCCAGCGACAAGCCCCGGCACUUCUUCCUGGGCCACAGCUCGGGGACCAACUGGGUGGAGUACGACGCCACGGGCUGGCUCAACCACGUCAAGCACAACCCGGCCUCGCAGAACGCCUCCGUCCUGCUGCAGGAGUCGCAGAAGAAGAUUGUCAGCAGCCUGUUCGCGGGCCGCGCCGGCUCGGCCCUGGUGCUGUCGGGCUCCGUGGCGGGGCUGGAGGGGGGCUCGCAGCUGGCCCUGCGCCGGGCCACCAGCAUGCGCAAGACCUUCACCACCGGCGUGGCCGCCGUGAAGAAGAAGUCGCUGUGCAUCCAGAUCAAGCUGCAAGUGGACGCCCUCAUCGACAGCAUCAAGAAGUCCAAGGUGCACUUCGUGCACUGCUUCCUGCCCAAGGCGGAGGGGGCCGGCGGGGACCCCCGGGGCAUGCCGUCCCGGCGGGUCAGCGGCGGCGAGCUGGACCUGCCGGCGGAGCACUGCGAGGCCGGCCUCAUGCAGCUCGACGUGCCGCUGCUGCGCGCCCAGCUCCGCGGCUCCCGCCUGCUCGACGCCCUGCGCAUGUACCGCCAAGGUUACCCCGACCACAUGGUGUUUGCGGAGUUCAGGCGGCGCUUCGACGUCCUGGCCCCUCACCUGACAAAGAAACACGGCCGCAACUACAUCGUGGUGGACGAGAAGCGGGCGGUGGAAGAGCUCCUGGAGUCGCUGGACUUGGAGAAGAGCAGCUACCACAUGGGCUUGAGCCGGGUGUUUUUCCGGGCAGGGUGCCUGGCCAGGUUGGAGGAGCAGCGGGACGAGCAGACAAGCAAGAACAUCACGCUGUUCCAGGCGGCGUGCAGGGGUUUCCUGGCGCGGCAGCUCUUCAAGAAGAGGAAGAUCCAGGACCUGGCCAUCCGCUGCGUGCAGAAGAACAUCAAGAAGAACAAGGGGGUGAAGGGCUGGCCCUGGUGGAAGCUGUUCACCACCGUGCGGCCCCUCAUCGAGGUGCAGCUGACCGAAGACCAGAUCCGCGGCAAAGACGAAGAGAUCCAGCAGCUCAAGGGCAAACUCGAGAAGGUGGAGAAGGAGCGCAACGAGCUCCGGCUGCACAGCGACCGCCUGGAGAGCAGGAUCACGGAGCUGACGUCGGAGCUGACGGACGAGCGAAACACCGGCGAGUCGGCCUCGCAGCUGCUGGACGCCGAGACGGCCGAGAGGCUCCGCGCCGAGAAGGAGAUGAAGGACCUGCAGGCCAAGUAUGACGCUCUGAAGAAGCAGAUGGAGUCCAUGGAGAUGGAGGUGAUGGAGGCCCGGCUUAUCCGGGCGGCCGAGCUCAACGGAGAGCUCGACGAUGACGAUUCAGGCGGCGAGUGGCGGCUGAAAUACGAGCGGGCCGUGCGGGAGAUCGACUUCACCAAGAAGCGGCUGCAGCAGGAGCUGGAGGACAAGCUGGAGCUGGAGCAGCAGGGCAAGAGGCAGCUGGAGAGGAGGCUGGCCGACCUGCAGGCCGACAGCGACGAGGGCCAGCGGGCCCUGCAGCAGCUGAAGAAGAAGUGCCAGCGCCUGGCGUCGGAGCUGCAGGACACCAAGCUGCACCUCGAGGGCCAGCAGGGACGCAACCACGACCUGGAGAAGAAGCAGCGGAGGUUCGACAGCGAGCUCUCGCAGGCCCACGAGGAAACGCAGCGGGAGAGGCUGCAGCGGGAGAAGCUGAGCCGCGAGAAGGACGUGCUGGUGGCCGAAGCCUUCGGCCUCAAGCAGCUGCUGGAGGACAGGGACGCGGACAUCGCCGGCCUGACGCAGAAGGUGGAGGCGCUGGAGGCCGAGCUGCAGGACAUCUCGUCGCAGGAGUCCAAGGACGAGGCCUCCCUCGCCAAGGUGAAGAAGCAGCUGCGGGACCUGGAGGCGAAGGUCAAGGACCAGGAGGAGGAGCUGGACGAGCAAGCCGGCACCAUCCAGAUGCUGGAGCAGGCCAAGCUGCGGCUGGAGAUGGAGAUGGAGCGGCUGCGGCAGACCCACGCCAAGGAGGUGGAGAGCCGCGACGAGGAGGUGGAGGAGAUACGGCAGUCGUGCCAGAAGAAGCUGAAGCAGAUGGAGGUGCAGCUGGAGGAGGAGUACGAAGACAAGCAGAAGGUGCUGAGGGAGAAGCGGGAGCUGGAGAGCAAGUUAUCCGCCGUCAGCGACCAGGUCAACCAGCGGGACUUUGAGACGGAGAAGCGCCUGCGCAGGGACCUGAAGAGGACCAAGGCGCUGCUGGCCGAUGCUCAGAUCAUGCUCGACCACCUGAAGAACAACGCGCCCAGCAAGAGGGAGAUCGCCCAGCUCAAGAACCAGCUCGAGGAGUCGGAGUUCACCUGCGCAGCCGCCGUCAAAGCCCGCAAGUCCAUGGAGGUGGAAAUCGAAGACCUCCACUUGCAGAUCGACGACCUCUCCAAGGCCAAAGCAGCCCUGGAAGAGCAGCUGAGCCGGCUGCAGCGGGAGAAGAACGAGGUGCAGAGUCGCCUGGAGGAGGACCAGGAGGACAUGAAUGAGCUGAUGAAGAAGCACAAGGCGGCCGUGGCCCAGGCUUCCCGGGACCUGGCGCAGAUGAACGACCUCCAGGCGCAGCUGGAGGAGGUCAACAAAGAGAAGCAGGAGCUGCAGGAGAAGCUGCAAGGGCUGCAGAGCCAGCUGGAGUUCCUCGAGCAGUCCAUGGUGGACAAGUCCUUGGUGAGCCGGCAGGAGGCCAAGAUCCGCGAGCUGGAGACGAGGCUGGAGUUCGAGCGGACGCAAGUCAAGCGGCUGGAGAGCCUGGCCACGCGCCUCAAGGAGAACCUGGAGAAGCUGACGGAGGAGCGGGACCAGCGGGCGGCCGCCGAGAGCCGCGAGAAGGAGCAGAACAAGCGGCUGCAGCGGCAGCUCCGCGACGUCAAGGAGGAGAUGGGCGAGCUGGCCAAGAAGGAGGCGGAGGCCAGCCGCAAGAAGCACGAGCUGGAGAUGGACCUGGAGAGCUUGGAGGCCGCCAACCAGAGCCUGCAGUCGGACCUGAAGCUGGCCUUCAAGCGCAUCGGGGACCUGCAGGCUGCCAUCGAGGACGAGAUGGAGAGCGACAGCAACGAGGACCUCAUCAACAGUUUGCAGGACAUGGUGACAAAAUAUCAGAAAAGAAAGAAUAAACUCGACGGCGACUCGGACGCCGACUCGGAGCUGGAGGAGCGGGUGGAUGGGGUGAAGUCGUGGCUCUCCAAGAGCAAAGGCUCCUCCAAAGCGGUCUCGGACGACGGCAGCCCGAAGAGCGGCAGGGACGGGAAGGACGGCGGCGAGGCCGAGGAGCGGCCGGCGUCGGCGGCGAGCUGCCUCAGCUACCGCAAGCGCGGCGGCCUCAAGGACUCCAUCGGCGGCCGCGGGGACGAGCGGACGCUCUUCUCCGCGCUGGGCGAGCGGCCGGCGUCGCCCGAGCGGCCGCGGCGCGGCGCCCGGCGGGAGGCCGAGCCCGGCGACCGGGCGUCCGCCGUGGCGCGGGCGUUCGCCGAGGCCAGCAGCCGGGCUCGCGAGGGGCUGCAGAAGCGCUGGUCCCUCUCGGCCAGCGACGUGGGCAAAGCCUCCGCCCUGUCCGCCCCGGUGAGCCGGGCGUCCUCGGCCUCGUGGCGCGGCCCGGACGACGACGGCGGCGACGACGACGGCGGCGGCUCGACGCUGAGCUUCGCCCUCUCCAGCCCGGGCAGCUUGCGGAGCCGCCGCGCCGACUCGCGGCUCUCGCUGGCCCGGAGCCGCCUGGACGAGGCGGACGACGGCGGCGGCGCCCGCUCGCCCUGCAGCCCGCCGCCGCUGGGGCGCAGCUUCUCCGUGCCGCCGCGGCCGCGCAGCGCCGCAGCCGCCGGCCGCCCCGCCGCCGGGCCCCGCUCCUACCUCGACCCCGACCUGGAGGCCGCCAUCGAGGAGGUGCUCAGCUACCGGCCCCUCGGGGCGGCGCGCUCCUGCCCCGGCUCCGAGGAGGAAGAGGAGGAGGAGGAGGACGGCAGGAGCGUGCGGAGCGCCCGCAGCGCCGUCCUGCCGCGCACCACCGACCGCCCCGACGGCGGCCUCCGCCGCUCCGCCUCCGCCCUCGACUUCUGCCGGCCGCCCCGCGGCAAGGGCCGGCACGGGGGCAGCUCCGCGGAGUCCUCCGAGGAAGAGGGGCGGAAGAGGAAGAGCUCCAAGAAGCGUGCCAAGAAGGCCAAGAAGAAAGGCAAGAAGAAGAAGAAGCAGCCGUCGGAAUCGGAGUCCUCCUCCGAGUCCUCCUCCGAAUCGUCGUCCGAGUCCUCCUCCGGCUCCACCAUCUCCUACCGGAGCAACUCCAGCGUCAAGAAGGGCCCCGGGAAGCCGGGCCCGGCCGCGGGAGCGGGGCGCUCCGGCCAGGAGAAGAAGGAGGAGAAGAAGCGGAAGAAGCAGGUCGACAGCCUGAUGAUGAAGUACCUGUACCGGCCCGAGAGCGACUGAGGCAGGAGCCCGCCGGGCUCCCGCAGAGCCUUCGCCUGCGACAGAUGGGACGAGGAGCAGGACGCCUUGGGAAGCGCGCGCAGGUCCAAGCGCUCCU